Messenger RNA from Plenodomus lingam JN3, 1152 nucleotides. RefSeq lists its product as uncharacterized. Gene Ontology annotation, biological process: DNA alkylation repair; regulation of DNA-templated transcription. NCBI's taxonomy places the organism in Eukaryota, Fungi, Ascomycota, Dothideomycetes, Pleosporales, Leptosphaeriaceae. The record is from RefSeq and is a predicted model, not a curated record. Gene Ontology annotation, cellular component: nucleus.
AUGGCCAAGAAGAAAAAAACAAACAACACCUACAAUGACUUCCUCGAUGGCGAAAAGCUCCUCGACAAUGCUGAUGUAAAAAAGACACUGCAAUCCGCCACUUCGCUGGCUCGAGAAAUCUCUCCACCACUGGUGCAGUCUACACGCUCUCAUGGCGGUGCAGCAGGAACCCAACAGGAAUCCAUCUCAGAACCCAUUCGGUCUAAACGAGGAGGAGGAGGAGGAGGAGGAGGAGGAGGAGCAGGAUCACAGAAGAAACCCCCCAUAACACACUUCCUCUGCCUCCCCAUCACAACCCCCGCCUCCCUCCCCCAACUACGCACCUCCCUAUCCACACUGCAAUCUCAUCUCCCUACCUCCUGCGCAAUCCCAGCUUCCGCCGUCCGGCCUCCUUCAACACUCCAUCUCACGCUCGGCGUUAUGAGCCUGGACCCAUCGAGCUUGCAAACCGCAAUCGCAUAUCUACAGAAACUAGACUUGCACGGUAUACUACGCGCUGUAACAACUCCCCACGAUGACGCUGCAAAUGCCAAUGAAGCUGUCGAGACUGGAAGUAGGGCUCUAGAUGCGCUCAUUGUAAAUCUACAAGGUCUACAUGCCAUGCACAAGCCCUCAUCAACAAGCGUUUUAUACGCCGAGGCUAGAGACAAGGGACAUCAAACUGGACGAUUAGAAGCAUUUGCGCGUAGUGUACGAGAGAAGUUUUCAAAGGAAGGGUUUCUGCUGGAGGAGGACCGGGAGCUGAGAUUACAUGUCACGCUUGUGAACACGAUUUACGCGAAGAAGGAGAUUUUGGGCAGGAGAAAUGUCAAGGGGAGGGGGAUUCAAAGGAUAGAGGGGGAUAUAGCGAGAGGCGCGAAUACCAACGAAAACCCACCCAGAAUUGAGAAUGCGAGUGGAAAUACAGGGCCACCCUCCAACACGCACACCAACACAACACCCAACCACCCCAAACUAACCCUCCGCUUCGACGCCCGGCCCCUCAUCCACCAAUACCAAGACUUCCUCUGGGCCCAAGACGUCCAGAUUGAUAGACUCUGCAUUUGCGAAAUGGGCGCCAGGAAGGUAUGGAGUGGUCGUUCCGAGGGCGUGGGUGAGGUGCUGGAUGCUGUAUAUGAUGUUGUUGGCGAGAAGGAGAUUGGGUUGGGUUGA